GGGGGUGGAGUUGCUGUUUUUUCUUUGAACACGGUGAAGACUUUAGCUUGGAACUUGCAUUUGUGGAGCUCCCAGCCGGCAGGAACCAGCUCUCCCUCCUGUCGCCGGGAGUGGGCAUCACUCCGCUGCCCUGCGCUUCGGGGUGGCAGCUUCGGGGCAGAGGCAGGGCCAGGAGGCAUGGGGGGACCUCCGGCUGCUUUCCUGUCCCCUGUGCCCCCUUCGCCUUUUCUCUCUCUCUCUCUUUGCUCGCCUGGGGGCUUGUGCUAACGCCGUCUGUGCCGGGAGGGACCCCGGAGCCAGCCAGCCCUGGGCUCCACAGUUGGCUUCCACCUGCUCACAGCCUCCAGAAGUUUGCUCUCCAUCCCAGGCGCUGGGAGAAGAAAGGCAGGAGGUGGCUCGGAGGUGCCGAGCCCCGGCAUGUGAGGGGUAGGCAGGGGCACCAGAAGCUUCCUUCCUGCCUCCCCCAGAGCCCUGGGAUCGUGCAGAGACCAUGAACGAGUCCCUUUUCAACCAGACUCUCCUAGAGCAGGGAGCUUACCCCAACAGGACCCAGGGCUUGGGGGUGCUCAUGGCCUGCUGCAACGGGACCGGCUCGGUGCUGGCGACCGACGGCGGCUCCUCGGUCCUGGCACCCGACGAGAGGAGCCUCUACAUCACCAGGGUGGUGCAGAUCGCUGUCCUCUGCGUCCUCUCCUUGACUGUCCUCUUUGGCAUCUUCUUUUUGGGCUGCAACUUGCUGAUCAAGUCGGAGAGCAUGAUUAACUUCCUGGUGAAGGACCGAAGACCUUCCAAGGAUGUGGGAGCUGCAAUCAUGGGACUCUACUGAAGCCUCCAGGCUUCUGUAGGCAAGUGAACUGUCUGCACCUGCUGCCAAGAAGGCACAUUUGGGGCAGCUCUGUGUGUGUAUGUGUGUGUGUGUG
Molecule: messenger RNA, 920 nt
Organism: Dryobates pubescens (Downy woodpecker)
Lineage: Eukaryota; Metazoa; Chordata; Aves; Piciformes; Picidae
Gene: RPRML
Product: reprimo like
Exons: 1
Coding region: 491-826 (111 amino acids)
Source: RefSeq, a predicted model, not a curated record